Messenger RNA from Xyrichtys novacula (pearly razorfish), 12185 nucleotides. Lineage: Eukaryota; Metazoa; Chordata; Actinopteri; Labriformes; Labridae. The record is from the annotation of a GenBank genome assembly.
AUGCUGGAGGCAGCACUUGAUCAUGAUCUGGACAUUUCAGGGAAGGUGGCGGAUCUGCAGUCUCCAGAUGCAGCUCGCAACCGCCGUGGAGGUAUGACCUCACAUACUUAUUUCAGCCACAGAGUGCAGACAUCAAAGAGGUGCAGACUGUGAUCCUGCACAUGAGGGUUUUCCUCCAGGGUGUUAUUAAAGUUUUCCACUUGUUUAAACAUGACUCAUAUUCUGUAAAAUGGUGAAAAAUUAGGGAAAAAAACACAUCAUAGACUCAUGUAAGACAGUCUACGGCAUUUAGAGAGGGGAUAGGUGCAGAGAAAGAGACAGGCAGAGGUGAGAGUGAUGCACAGAAAGGUCCUGAAAUAGGGUGACCCGAUUCUGACUUCCCCAAAAAGAGGACAUGACUACGCGGGGGCAGAGUCAUGGAGUUGCACAAAGUUAAUUUUAAGAGUUUCUCGGGUCGAAUCAAGUGUCUUUUACGCGUUUCUAAGUCCAAGUGACACAAAAUUGCGGACAUUUGAAGGAUUUUAUAAACUUCCCUGGACAAAGCCUGAACAGCCUGGACAGGCCCCCAAAAAGAGGACAUGUCCGGGUAGAAGAGGACGUAUGGUCACCCUACCAGAACAGCAAAAAUCUGCAGCAGCAGUCAAGAGAAACAUACGGCAUGAUGGAUCUCAGGGACUCCCAGAAAAGACUCAAAGGGGACAUAAUGAUUCAAAGUCAACAGGUGACUUUACCAAGACUAGUUCAUGUGUCUCUUGAAGGGUGACCAUAUUCUGACCUCCAUAAAAAAGGACAUGACUACGCGGGGGCGAAGUCACAGAGUCACACAAAGUUUUAUAGGUCAGAUUGAGUGUCUUUUACGAGUUUCUAACUCAGUGAGUCCAUGUGACACAAAAUCGAAACUUACAUGCAAAACCUCAGACAUUUGAAGGAUUUUAUAAACUUCCUCGGACAAAGCCAGACAAACUCGGAGGACAUGUCCGGGUGGGGGAGGACGUAUGGCCACCCUGCCAGAACAGCAAAUGUCUGCAGCAGCGAUCUCGAGGAAUCUACGGCGUGAUGGAUCUCAGGGACAAGAGAAGACUGUAAGGAGACAUGAUGAUUCAAAAGUCUCAUUAUGACCCAUCCAGGUUAAUAAGUGACUUUACCAAGACUAGCUCAUGUGUCUCUUGGAUGGUCUUUGUUUCCAGGUUGGGAAGUUGUUAACCCACUUGGCUGCUAAAUGACUGGCAGCAGAGACGUCCCAAGCCUCAAUGGGGCCCCAAGCAAAAUUUGAUGUAUUAUUUUUUUGAUUGCUCAUGGGCGCCCCCUACUGGCCACCGGGCCCCAAGAAGGCGCUUAAGCUACGUUCACCCUGCAGGUUUUGAUGCACAAUUCAGAUUUUUUGUUAAAUCCGAUCUAUUUGUGCCGUCGUUCACAUUACAACAACAAAUGCGGCAUCUAAAGUGAACGGAAUGCGUCCGUAAAGUGACCCGCAUGCGCAAAAAGCACAAAUUGCUUUCUGCGCCUGUUUGUGUUGUCGAACAAUGGUGAUGUUUGUCGCAUAUUGAUAACGUAUAGGUCGGAUGAACACGACGAUACACAUCCGAUUUAUAUCCACAUACAAAGGAGGCCUGGGUCAGAUUUGAAAAAAUGAGAAUUGCACUGUUCACACUUACAUGAAAAAAUCAGAUAUGUGUCACAUACGGUUAAAAAAUCGGAAUUGACCUGCAGUGUGAACAUAGCCUUAGUUCACUUAUGCCUUGGGCCUGUGUGAUUGUAUGAUUUAAAAGAAGUUGAAAACAACGCACUAUGCUUCCUAGCUUAGCUCUGAAGUAGGGUGACCAUAUUCUGAAUCCUCACAUCCCCCGAAAAGGAGGACAUGUUUGGGUAAAAGAGGACAUUUGGUCACCCUUUUUGAAACCUUAAGCUGCACAGCUUCAGUCACACUUAGAGAUGAAUUAUGGGAAAAAAAAUCCCCUCAUUUGCACAUUUCGUCUCUGUGCAACUGAAGGCAAAAGAUAAAUUUGUCAGAGAGUAGAUGAGUCUGCUGGCUUGGGUCUGACUCCUUAUCUGGAAUUUUUGCUCAUAAUUUAUUCAACGGAUUAUCUUUAAGUCAUGAGGUUUUGUUUUUACUCAGAAUCUCCAUAACAGUCGAUUUCACACUUAUCUUGCUCUUUUAAAUUCUUUCUCAAGAGAAAGCAGAAGUGUGGUUACGCGGCAAACUGGCUGAUUUACACACUUUGAUCUCCAACACUUGAUCUUUAACUUUCCAGUAAAUGUUGAAGUGCCGUUUGCUUAGCAACCACAUGUAGCGUAACGCCGCCCGUGGUGGAAAAUAAUGACACCCUGGACAUCCUGGUGACGCUUGUGACAUUUGCGUCUUUCUUUAGUAUCUUCCUCAAUGCCGUGACUGUGCACUGAAACUGACCGAAUCACACAGUAUUUCCCAUGUGCGUGCAUUUCCCCCCUUUCCUUCUUCACAAGUCGGCACCAAAUGACAAAACAGUCAUUGUGUCAGCUCCGUGUUAUUUGGAAAGAAAGGGUUUUGAAAUUCUCGUUGAGGUCUGUCUGGGUUCAGUCCCUCUCAGUUAUAGCCCCUGAAGCUCCCAGCUCACUGUCACAUGGUUAAAAUGUUGCUAAGUGACCCACAUGCCCUUCUGGUUGCAGCCUUUCACAGCAACACUACAUGUCUAUUAUUGUCUCAUUAGCUUCUGCCAGGAAAAUGGAAGUGUAUGAAAACAGCUUCUGGAAAUGAAUACAGUUUAUCUCACUUCUCCUCCUCUUGUUAACCUUGAGAGGAGCAGAGCUGGCACCGGCCCCGUCAAUGGGCCACAGUGUGGAGCUGUGUAAAUAUUGGAACAAUGCCCGGAGUUGAAGAGUUUGCUGGUCAUAUUGCUGGCAGGGCCAACGCUCAACAAUGCCAGAAAGUGCGUCAUAAAAUCAGGAGUCGAUAAUAAAUUCAGAGUGGAUUCUUGGCAACGUGAUAGUAUACUGAUAAACUGAUGAAGUCCACAGCUGUUAUGAGAUGGACCAAGACAUAGUCCAGGGAAGGAAAACUAAUGCCAACGUUGGACAGAAACUUGGAAUAUUUUUCCAGGUUUAGUACUCAAGAAUUUUUUUGUGCAAAUUCUUCAACAUUUUGGAUAAAAAUGUACUUUUUCUUCAUGAUAGUGAUGAGACAGGAAGAUUUUACCAAAUUUCACAUAAAUUUGGACACGGAAAAAGUUCAUAAUUGCAAAUUUUACCUCCUCUUACCACUUCAAAUAAGCUCCACACUGACUGUUUGCAGCAAUAAUUACUUAAAAUAAAAUACAGAACUAUUUUGUAAAUCCUGCAUAAAAACUUCUUCCUGUUUUAAAGCAGUCUUCAGUCAGAAAAUUGGUCAUCCUUACCCUGGCAGCAAAUUCAGAGAAGACACAAAGUCCGUUACAAAUGAGUGACGGCUCUUCGUGAUCGAUGCAUAAAAUCAACAAUCAGACGAUUUCCUGUCUCGCAAAUCCUCCGAAUCGAGCAGUUAGAGACAGAAAGCAUGACACCAGCAUCACACAAGGAUGUGUUCACAUUUACACUCUUAUCACACCAUAAAUUAAAAUUAAAAAAUCACAUUUUUUAUUAAUAUUUCAGUUUAACGAAUCAGCACACAAAAAUGCAAACCUCUGCUUUCAAAACUAGACUUGAAACGAAGAAAACCCUCCAACUUUAAGAAUUAAAUUAUCUCCUCUGACUUUGCGUUUUAAAGCUCCAGUGAGCAUGCAGAGGAUAAGACAGGCAAAAUUGUAGAGGGGGAGAAGAAACUCCUUCACACCUCCGUCUCGAAGCUGAGCUGCUUUUGACGCAAGUAGACAGAAGUUUGCAGGAUCGAAAUGGGUGUGUGUGCAUUUCUUAUCAAAGUCACACUCUUACUUAUGCAAUGUGCAGCAUAUCUACAUAUGUGGUAAGACUGCAGCCAAAUAUCAAGUCUAACAGUACAUCUCUUUAUAUGCAUGCUUCACAAAUAUGAUCCAGAUUCUGAAACUGAAAAAACUCUCUCGACUAGUUUUGAUACUUUGAAAACUAAAAACGUUCUCUCUUUCACUUUUACUGGCGAAACUAGGUUAUAACUAGGUUAUAUAAAUAAAGUAAAAAAGGUUGUUUACUUAUCAGAGGAACAAUUGUAACUGUGGGUAGUUUGUGGAUGUGAAACGCACAACUUAAUAGCUGUGUGUUCUGCUUUUAGCUCUUCCCAGAAGCCAGCUGUGUGACAGUCACGGUACUCUGGGCUAUAAAUAGACUCUGUGCCAUGAGUUAAGCGCGGUAUGUCCCCUGCAUGUUCGGCUACAUUUACUGCCAACUUUCACUUCUUUUAGGCCCUUACAUGGAACAGCAGAUAUCGUAAGUGACCAACUCAUCAAAUAAAGACGAAAAAAAAAAAAGUUUCCCUUUUUGCAGAAGGGUAGAGGCCAUCUUUAUAUAUCCUGCAGAUCAAAAUAUGCACAUCAAGUACCAAGCAUGAUUAUAAAGGCGCUCCAGGUGAGGGGGUUCCCAAACUUUUUAGACUGGUAAACCCCCACUCUCCUAUGCUGUGGGAAUAUGUUCCUCACAGGGGCUCACAAAUCAAUCAAAAAACAGACAUUUUUCACACACACACAAAGACAAAAAAGUUUUGUUUUGCAGUAAAGUAAAGGUGAAGUCAGCAUUUAGCAGAACAGACUUGGUAGAUGUGGAAAUUUGUGCAACAAAUUUGUGGCUUUUGCACAAACUGCACUUGUUAAAAGAAGAAGAAUUUGUACACAUUUUUUAUUAUAGUGAAAAGAAUCGUACUGAUUAGCUUCUUGACCUCAAAAGGCCACCAUCACUUCAGCAAUGGAGGGUUGAGUAAAGGGGCUUUUUCGUCCAGAAUCUGGGCACUGCUAGAUAUUCUCAUUUCUACGUACUGUACCUUUAAAAGCACUGUGAGUGAUAGGCAGAAAUACUACAUGCACAUUUUUGACAUGUUCAUGAUAUUUUCUAAAAUUAGAAGUCACGUCUGAAGUAUGUAAAGGACUACAAAUGCAAAGACAGCUUUGUCCACAGGGGGCGCCAAAGCUGGCACAAAAGUGACACAGGACCAUUAUGGAUUCAAAGACUUUUUAGCCUAAUUACAGACAUUUAAUCAACACAAAAGACCAUAUUAAUGACACAAACGUUAUCUUAUUUUAUAGUCAUUUUAAAAGAGUAAGAGGCAGAAUAAAAGCAGCUUAUGUGUCGAAGGUGUUGCUGCUGUUAGACACACAGCUUUAAAAAGCAGUGAGCGCGCAUAUGUGUGUCAGUUUCAUGUUGGUUUAAAGCCUAAUAUACUUAAACUGACCCACUUUAUCUCCAUGCUGUAAAUUCACCUGCUGCAACUGACUCUUUUUUUAUCAAUCCGGCAUAAACAGAUCUGGGUUUAUGUGUCCAUAAAAGAGCAGGAAGCUGAUUUUUUAUUUGCAUGGCUUUAUUCAGAAAUUAUCUUAUAUUCUUGUUCAGACUUCUCCUUGCCCCAUUAUUAGCAGCACAGCUCCUUGUAAUUUCCUCAUUAUCAAAAGCAACGUUAACGUGAAUCACAAGUUUCCUUUGUAUUUCUUUUUAAAGAUUUGAAUUCUGUGCAGCUGCCAACAGAUCUCAUGUGUCAUAGCGACUUCCUUUUAAAGGGCGAAAGAGAAAUAAAAGAAUAACAGAGGUGCUUCCCUGUGUGUUUACAGUAAUGCUCUGCGGUGUGAUUGCGCCAUCAAAAAUGACACUCAUGAACAAAGCGUGCUUCAGAUCAUCCUGCCUGUCACUUUACAUACCAGUGAAUGCUCAUCUGAAAGGUUUCCAAGUAACACAAAUUACAUGAAGAUUAAAAAUGAGGGCAGAGUUUUGGCUUCAUGACUGUUUUUCUGGAGAAUUAGUUGUGAAAGACGGAGUUGCCUCUCAAGAUUUUUGUGGCUUCAUUCUUUCUGUGGCGGUCACUCAUGAGUCUGCGCUGACAAAGAACGGCAUUGACAGCAGCACACAAAGGGAGCGAUGAGAGGGUUACCAGGAAAUUAUUAGUGGGGAUGAUUGGUAAUCGCAUGGAUCAGAUCUUGCUCAAGCAAUGAGGAUAUUUUACAGUAACACCGCUGUGAAGCUGUGGAGGUGGACUGACGGUGUUGAAAAAGAGGACACAUGCAGGUAGAGGCAGGAAGUGAAACUAAAAGAUAAUGAUAGAGAGCUAACAGGAAUUAGAUCGACUGAUAUACCAGGAACCUCCCAGCGUAUAUCAGAUCCUCAGCAGUGACAGUUCCACUGUGACUUACUGGAUUGAAGUCUGUGGCAGGAACAAACAGAGUUUCCUCUCACCAGCAUCAUUGUUCAAAAGCUUCUGUAGGAUUUAAUCAACUUCAGGAAACACUUUUUAACAUUUCUUCUGUAAAACACUCACGCCUGCUUCAUGUUGGUACAACUUGAAUUCACGCCCUACUGUAUUCAGCUGUGCAAACAAUAAGCGGUGCCUUUGUACCACAAAUAAUUCACAUAAAACUGGCAAAACACCUCGCUUUUCAAAAGAUCUCCCAGUGCGGUGAAAUCCCGCUAAACCGAGCAGCUAAAAAAUAUUUUGUUGAAUAACAUUUUUCUGCUUUUCACCCCUCUUUUCCACUCGAGAGGUCGGCCUGUUUCCCCCUCAUGCCCAGCGGGUUUACGGGAACCAUGAGCUAGAGUAAAUCUCUGAGUCAGUGUGGGAAAACCUAAACAGCCGCCUUUUCCACUAAACAGUGGUUUAGACCGAGAGUCUAUCAUGCAAGACCUCAUCUCAUCCACUUCAGAGUAGGAUAAAUUCAUUUUUCUUUCCGUCUCAUUGAAACUCAAUGACUUUUUGGAGAAUUAACAUGGUAGUUAAAGGGGAUAAAAACACAUUAGGAAAAUAGGCGAUAUAUUUUUAAGGUUUUUCAAAUUCAUAUCCCGUCAAACUGCUGGAAAUAACAGACAGAAAUACACACACACUCCCUCAUUGCCAAGCCUCACACCAUGACUUUCCAGAGGCCCCUGAUGUUUGCCCGCUGACCCGCAGCGUGUUAAAACAACAGAGCAGAGAGCUCUCUCAGCUCCAGGUCACUUAGUUCGUCAGCCGCCUCGCCUCCCAAACCACCUGAGGGUUGACCUUUGGUUAAGUCUAAACGCUCUUGAGUUUGUUUAUCAUUUUUUCACGGGUCUUGACGUCUGUAAAGCACUGUUAUUCUUGACAUCUAUCUCCUCGCUGUACUUAUAAGUCUUCCUCUCUUCCACUCUUCAUGUUAAAAUGUCAUUGACUUUGUUGUGAUCGUAAACAAGUGUUUUCUUCCCUGUUUCGAUGGUUCCUGUAAAUCACUGUGGUGGACUGACCUUCUUGGCCUCGGCUACUCUCAUAAUCUCCCAUGUAUGAUCUUUAUGCUCGGAAUUAAUAACGUACAACCUGUGGAGGAAUACCUUUAUCAUUAUUACUUUCUGUUAAGUCCAUUUACUGGCAUCCCUCGAUUAAACAAUCAAAUGAUUAAUAAUUUACCUAUUUUUGCUGCUGUGGUUGUAAAUUGGACUUCUGCUUAUAAAUACAACAAAUUGUGUCUUAUCACAAUGUAUUGUGUAACAUCAUAUUGUACGGUAUCAAAUCAUGUCUUAUCGUACUGUUUCAUAUUGUGUUGUGAGUUAUGGUAUCUUUGUUUCAUCACAUCAUAUCAAAUUAUAUUACUGUAUUGUAUUUUAUCUCACUUUUUCAUAUCACAUCAGAUAAUAUUGUUUUGUUUUAUUUUUAUCUAACCUUUAUUUAACCAGGUAAGAAAACCGCUUGAGAUUGAGGUCUCUGUUUACAAGGGUGACCUGGCAAAGAGGUCAGCAGCACACGUUACAACAACAACAACAAUAAUAAUAAUAAUAAUAAUAAUAAUAAUAAUAAUACAAUUCAAAAUAAGUAAACACAAACAGUAAGAUGAUUAGGGCCACAUGAAGAGAAAAAAAAUAAUAACAGAAAAGAGAUUAAAGUCGAAAUUUAAAGAUUAAAGUCAAAAUUUGUAGAUUAAAAAAAAAAAAGUCAAUUAUGUCGAAAUCUUGACAUUAAAAAAAAUUAAAAAUUUGAGAUUAUAGUCAUAUUUCGACUCAAUUCACGUAGUUUGAAUAUUUUUAAUUUUGACUAUUUUAAAUUUUGACUUAAAUCUCGAAAUUUCAUCUUUUAUCCCGAAAAAAAAAAAAAAUCUCCCUCCUUUAAUCAUUAUUUUCUCUCCUUGUGGCACUAAUCCUUUUUCAUGUAAGAAAACACAUUGUUACAUAUAAUAAUGUAUUAAAUUUAAUUAGUAUAUUAUCUUGUAUUGUACUGUGAUGUAUUGUAGCCUGUUUUACUGUUCCGUAUCAAAUUGCAUGGCACUGUAACAAACUUUAUUGCUUCAUAUCACAUUGCAUAGUCUCAUAUCCUAUUGCAUUAGACUGUGAAACUGCACAUCCUUAAAUAAAGAGCUGAAUCAUACUGUAUUAAUUUGUAGUAUAUUAUAUUGUACCAAACUGAAUCAUAUUUUAUCGUAUCCGGUAAAAAGAUAUCAAAAGGAAAUCAAAAUAAAACAUUUUUAGGAUGAGCCAAAUCUGAUUAAUGUGGGGCACUGGUUUAGUUCACAUAGUAGAGCAGACUGAGGAUAUAGUUCUCGACCAGACGACUCCUGGUCCCAGCCGUUUAAUGCAAAAAAAAGAAAGAAUAACUUUAAUUGAUUGAUUUUGGGAUGGUUACUGCGCACACUUUGAAAAGCAAAGUCAGCACGGCGUUAUGAAAGGCAUAGAGUUUCCAUGGUGAGCCAAAGCACAUUACAGUGGGGGUUUCUCUUUCCCAAAACCGAGCCAGCUGACUGCUCCGUUUCUCCUCCACUGGCUUCCAUAGAGGUCCCAGUGGGGGACUUUGGAUGCUAAGUAGAUGCUUCAUGAUGAUGACACAAUAGAUUUUCUGGAAACAAGCGAACUGUUACGAGGCUAUCCUCGUUUCCCUUCCCCCUUCCUCAUCCUGCUGCUGCUGGUGCUGGUGGUCUGAUUCAGACAACACCUGACUCACCUCUGUGGACACAGCUGGCUUUUACCAAAGACCAUCAGGCUCAUUGGCGUCAGUUCGUUACCCACAAGCCCCUCCCUUUGUACAGUCCCGGCAGAGCUUUGGUAAAACUCGCACCAAACCAGAUGCUGUAUUUCUUUACUCUAAAGUUUCAGAGCCUUUUACGACCUCUGUUUGAGUUAUUCUUGACUGACUCGGUUCAACGUCUGACAUGACGCCACAUCCUGGAGUUAAACCGACGUACAAUGAACACCUGAGGCUGAUGGGGGUCAUAGCUGAGUCAGCUGGGAGGGAGCUGAUGUGUUGAGAAUGAGCACUCUAUCAGUCACACGCAUGUUGCCAAAGAUUAGGCCGACGUUACAUGAGGAUCUGAAGUCAUGCUUCCCUUUGCUGAGAUACAAGCUGUUAGACAGUGAUGAUAAAGAAGAAGUGUUACAGUAAAGGUGAAGUCAGACGGGUUGAGGGUGGGUGGGAGGAACAGCGAAAUAUUUCCCAAAUGUCAUGUAAAUUCUGAAUUAAACUAAUCUAAAACAGUGAGUGGGUGAGAGUCAACUUUUUGGUACUUUUUUUUGGCAUUUUAUUGAAUUUUACUGAAUUUCAAAAGCCGUAUGAUGAUUGUCCUUUGUUAGCGCUCCAUAAAUAGUUCAUAUCUUUUUUAUUUGAAGUGAUAAAGAUUGUGUUGUUGUCAUUUUACUGUAAAAACUUUAGGCACAGGCUGUACUUUAAACACAGAGCUUAGAUUGAAGAUAAACAUGUGUGCUUUGUAAGGAGUUUUUCCCCCCUAAGCUCUUCUUCCAGUGUUGCAACAGUAUGUUCGGUUUCUUAUAAGCCCAUCUUGGCUUGUGCAAGACACAAAAAUAACAUAAGAUAUGACAUAAUGGAAAAAGUACAAUGUAAAAUAUGAAAAAACAUAUUUCUUAUAUCUAAGAGGGAGCCCUCACCUCGUUUAGUUUGGGUCUCCAAAGGAAAGCACCACAUAUUUCAUGAAAUACGUUCAUUAACACUGCUGGGAAAACAUAUAAAAUUUCACAACAGCGAGUAAAUACAGAGUGGCUGCCAUUGGUUACCGGCUGCUGCUGCUGCUGCUGCUGCUAUUGGGAAAUCAGCUCUCAUUAUGUGCUCUGGUAGUUCCCUAAACAUGGCGCCCUCUAUGGGGAAGUGCAGCUCGGCUUGUGAGCAACCAUCAGAGAGAAUUUCUCAGAAACUGACUACCAAGAAAGUCUGAAUCAUUACCUCACUCUUUACGCUAAAGAGGAACUUAAUGAAAGAAAGCAAACGCAACUGCGUUUCAAAAUCUCACCAUAGAGAUGCGGCUCUGUGUGUUUUCACAAUAAAAGUCUGAAAGAUGUGGGAUUCAAGGUGCUAAAACUCCUUUUUGGUUGCUAGAUGUAAAUACAGCCCUGCUUGGAACUCCUCCUUAACUUCGUUUUAGGGGACAGGAGAGGGAGGGAGAAGGGGGGAGGGCGCUUCAUAGCAGGAAUCCUGCAAAAAAAAUAAAUAACUCCGCUUCCUGACAAUGUGCCAAGAGAACAGAUCUUUCCUGGAAGCAAGGGGCGGAGCUUAUCCUCUCAUGUUAUAAGCCCUCCUCCAACUCCUACUAAUACGCAGCUCAGCGAGACCACAGUGUUCAAGCUGUUCUCGAGCAAGAAGAAAAAAAACUACUUUAUAAAGUCUCAAGUUUGUUUCCAAAGAGCUUCAAAUCUGUCAGACCACUGCAGGAUAACUGUGAACAAGCAGCUGCUUGGAUUAAUUUUACAAGAGUGCAUUUGGAGAAGCGUAAAAGGUGAGGACAUGUCACUUUUUUUCCACGUUUUUUUUUUGGUUUUCUUGUAAAUGUUUAAAGGUUUUUAUCUAAAAUGUUAAGAGUGUUAAUGAAAGUGUCGUAGUUUGUUCAGUGAAGCCGGUCCCGGCGCGUAAAUUACGCAAUCAGGAGGAUUAUGAGGUCCUUACUGGAACUGACCGGGCUGCCGAGACCAGAGGGCAGAUUACUCAAAAAGUUUCCCUGAAAUAACCGAAAGUUUAGAUAAAGGAUUAAAGUUUAACUAUGUGGAAAUCUUUUAUUCAGGGGAGGUGAAUUAAACAGAUUAGUAUUUAGUUUGUCUUUAGAUGUUUAAAAAAAAGAGCACAGAGGCAAAUUUCCUCAUCAUCACCAGAGGAUGCAAAGAGCUUCUUUUACAUCUGGAAAAAUGAUUUCAAACAGAGCUGUUAGCCUUCCAUUUAACAGCUAGAGGAUUGUUUUGACAUUAGUUGUAAAGUAGAGCUUCCAGGUAAUUUCCUUUUUAUCACCAGAGGUUUUUUGAACAGAUGCACAAAGCUUCUACAUCUGGAAAAAGAGUUUCCAACAGAGCUGAACGCUUUUAAGGAUAUUAGCUCAGUGUGACUGAGACAGAUGUGUUAUUACUGUAUUUAAAACUCACUUGAAUCUCUUCUCUUAUCUCCAGACACUCUAACCUCCUCAUGCCCUCCGCCACAACCCACUGAACCUCCGUUUGACCCCGUCACCUCAUCUCCUCCUGUCUGUGUGGCGCCCCGUGCUCCCUCAGGCUUCCUCAAGAGCGGGCAAAGCGCCAUGGUAACUCACAGCAAGUUUGACUCCGCGAUGAGCAGCAGCUUCUUGGACUCCUCCAACAUGCGGCUGCCUCAGCGUUACAAGACUUUCUCCUCCAAGACGCAGUACCAGAUGGUCCUGGGCACGCUCCACAAGCUGCAGGAGAGCGGCUUCUACUGGGGCCCCAUCAACGGAAAGGAGGCCAACGCCAUGCUGGCGACCGAGGCCACAGGGACGUUCCUCAUCAGGGACAGUUCGGACAACCGGCAUCUUUUCGCCCUUAGUGUUAAGACCGCAUCUGGCACUAAAAACCUUCGCAUCCAAUGUGACUCAUCCUCUUUUUACCUGCAGACAGACCCUAAGAACGUUCAGUCUGUCCCCCACUUUGACUGUGUCCUCAAGCUGGUGCAUUACUAUAUGUCUCAAAGCAAAAGCAACACACGCAGUGGGAGUAUCUACUACAUCUACUCUGGAGGGGAGAAGAUCCCUCUGGAGCUCAUCAAACCUCUCUCAUGUACUUUAUCCACUUUGCAGCAUUUGUGCAGGAAAACAGUGAAUGGACAUUUGGACAUUUCCUCCAGGAGAGACCAGCUCCCUCAUCCUCUGAAGGAGUUCCUCCAGGAGUAUGAUGCUCCUAUCUAG